Lepisosteus oculatus (spotted gar) is the source of this 1009-nucleotide messenger RNA. The record is from RefSeq and is a predicted model, not a curated record. NCBI's taxonomy places the organism in Eukaryota, Metazoa, Chordata, Actinopteri, Semionotiformes, Lepisosteidae.
CAGCUGUAGAAAAUUAUUAAGCUGUGAUAUGAUUCUGAUUCACCCUUCAUUCGGUAGGAAGUAUGAAUAUUUAACUAAUGAAGCUCCUUGCGUUCUUGACUGCACUCCCAGGAGUGUUCAGCUGGUUACAACUCACUGGCCUGAAGGGAGGAUCUCUCAGUAUCCCCUGCAUCUAUGAUAUGAAGUACAGAAACCAUAUGAAAUACUGGUGCAGGGGGCCGAGCUGGAUUUUCUGCUCAAUUUUAAAGAAAAGCAUAACUCAACAAAGAGACACUGACUCAUUAUUAAUUUCAGACAACAAAAGCCAACGUGUUCACUGUGACUAUGAGGGGGCUGAAGAUGGAUGUUCCUUUGGAUUCUUUAUGCAAAAUAAUCGCCUGACAGGCUUAGCGGAGAGACAGCUAGAUGUUCCAUGUGAAUAUGGUCCUGCUCUCCAAAGCUAUGUGAAAAUGUGGUGUAAAGGUAUGGAAGUGAGAAGCUGCAAGGUGCUGAGAGGUGAAAGCACUGAUACAUCCAGCAGAGUAUCAACUACGGACAACAGAACACAGAGAGUAUUCACUGUGACUCUGAGAAGACUGAGCCCAGAAGACGUGGGCUGGUACUGGUGCACCACAGAGAAGAAAGAGUAUAAGAUCCCUCUCGACCUGACAGUCCAAGAAGAUAAGACGAGCCUUUGCCUCACUUGAAUCACUGUUUCUUAAUCACUUCAUUGCUCUUCACAUUGGGCCAUCGGGACUGCGUGACACUUUGGGGCAAAGGUCAGCAUCCUGUCUUUGUGAGGUCAUAUAAGUGAUUUAAUGUGAUUCCAGUACAAUAAACGUAAAUGCAAUACUGUGCUUAAUCAAGCCUUGCUUGAGAAUUUUAAAUAUAGAACUGCAUUCCUACAACAGGGACAGGAUUGCCCUGGAUACUGACAAAAGGUUUAAGAACAACAGUAAUUCCACCACCUACCAGCAAGGUGAAUCAGAGGAAGAGGAUGUCUAUACAUCAAUGUCAAAUCCAAAGAACA